Apodemus sylvaticus (European woodmouse) is the source of this 3073-nucleotide messenger RNA. RefSeq names its product zinc finger protein 783 (gene Znf783). Gene Ontology annotation, biological process: regulation of DNA-templated transcription. NCBI's taxonomy places the organism in Eukaryota, Metazoa, Chordata, Mammalia, Rodentia, Muridae. The transcript has 7 exons. The record is from RefSeq and is a predicted model, not a curated record. The coding region runs from base 239 to 1822 and encodes 527 amino acids.
GUCCUUCUGUCUGCAGGGGGCGCUGUGUGCGCCGGGCCGCGGCCUCCGCAGCGGCUCUGUUAAAGGGCCCGCUGGGCACGUGGCUUCGGUCCCUGUGGAGUUUGCGGCCGCUAGACAGCAGCUCCGGCUCCUCGCCGACACGCAGCCCGCGCUCGGUCCGACCUGUUGACUGAAAAUCAGCCUGCGCCUGGCCAGAUCUGUCGGCGGACGACCGCAGCCCAGCGACGACGCGGUAGCCAUGGCUGAAACGGCGCCUGCCCUGCCAAAUGCAGAGAAGAGCUCAUACCUCUACUCUUCAGAAAUCACACUGUGGACCGUGGUGGCUGCUGUUCAGGCCUUGGAGAAGAAAGUGGAUUCUUGCCUGGCCCGCUUGCUGACUCUGGAGGGACGUGCAGGGUCAGCGGAGAAGAAGCUGGCUGACUGUGAGAAGACGGCCGUGGAGUUCAGCAACCAGCUGGAGGGCAAGUGGGCCGUGCUGGGGACCCUGCUGCAGGAGCAAGGGCUGCUGCAGCGGCGCCUGGAGAACGUGGAGAGCCUCAUGCGGGUCCUGUGGCUGCCCCCUGGCAGCAAGGGCGAGGCCCCCAAGGUGCCCCUGACCUUUGAUGAUGUGGCUGUGUAUUUCUCUGAAUUAGAGUGGGCCAAGCUGGAGGACUGGCAGAAGGAGCUCUAUAAGCACGUGAUGAGGGGCAACUACGAGAUGCUCGUUUCCCUGGAUUAUGCCAUCUCCAAACCAGACAUCCUCACCCAGAUAGAGAGGGGAGAAGAGCCUUGUCCUGCAGGCCCCCAGGGCCAGGAGAAGGGGAGUGAGGAGGAGACAGUGUGCCCAAGGAAAGCAAGCACCAGCAUUUCUCUGAGUCCAGAACGGGCCCCAAGUCCAGCCAGCCCUGCCCCGGAGCAACCAGAUCAAAGGCAGACACGGGAGCAGCAGCAGCAAGCCGCAGCAAGCAUGGCUCCUCCCGAGCCAGGCCCUGGGAUUCCAGCAAGCACCAGCACUUUAUCAAUUAAACAGGAGGGAGAAUCUGCAGAGGGAGGAGAGUUGGCACUCUCCCCUCCCACAGCCAGCCUGCCUUCUGUGGGGCCAGGUGGUGGCGCUGUGAGCAUCAAGACAGAAGCCCCGUCUGAGGAUCAGCCUGAGCAGCGCCUUCUGGAGUCCUCCAGCCAGUCCGUAUUUAGAGUCCACAAAAGGCCCAGGAUUAAGACUAGAGGCUAUAGAUGCCAUCAUGCCCAGGGGGUGCCUAGGGUGCGGAUUGGGGAAUCCCAGGCAGCAGAGGCUAUAGGACAGCCACCCUGUAUCCUUACUCGACCACGGAAGCAAGCAUUCCUGUGCCCUGACUGUGGGCAGAGCUUCCGCUUGAAGAUUAAUCUGGCAAUCCAUCAGCGGACCCAUGUAGAAAAGGAACACAGGGAGGCUUGGCGUGACUUGCCUGUUAGGUCAGGGAAAAGCCACACUACACUAGAACCAGGGGAAGUGGUGGUGCCAGGUCCGGUCAUUUCCUGGCUACCUGAGGAGCCCACAAGCCACCGGUCUCCGACAAGCCAUGCCUUCAUGGGACAAAGGCCAGCAACUAAGGUUUACCACUGUAGUGAAUGCCUUCACUCCUUUCAGCAACGGAAGAGCCUGGUACUGCACCAGCGCCAGCACACAGGCAAGAGGCAGGGCUGGCCUACCUGUCCCUACUGUGGCAAGGUCUUCCGCCGGCCCUCGGACCUCUUUCGUCACCAGCGAAUCCAUACUGGUGAGCGACCUUAUCAGUGCCCCCAAUGUGGCAAGGCCUUUAACAGGAACCACCACCUGACUGUCCACAUGCAGACUCAUUUCUGAGGUCAGGCAAGCCUGUGUUUCCUCCUGCCUUCUGUCCUCCAGGGGAGUCCAGCCCUGCAAGGGCCCGGCUCUGAACAGGAAGGCCGACCAAGAGCCUGCCAUGAUACUUUCUGGCUCUCCUGGCAGGACCUGCACUAUCUCAGGGCCUUUCUCUUGUGCCUAACCUCGGGCAAAUUGGUCUCUCAGUCUAGGAUGACUUUGGAGAGUCUGUUUUUGUCUCCUUUCAGAUGGGAAGAAGCAGCUCCUUUGUUGACUGUGUGACAGGGUACCUCUGUCUCCUAAUUCCUCCUUUUGGACAUUCCUGAUUCUUAAGAUUUAAUGUCAGGCCUCUUUUGCUGGCACUGCAGGCAAUAGGAACAGAAAUGUGUCUCUUCCAGGUGGGACAAGAGAGGCCUGGGGAAAAGGUUUGAACGGAGAAAAGUCUGCAGUCCACCUGAGAGAAGGCAGCAGGAUUGGCAGAUACAGGGAAACAGGAGAUUUGGAUUGGUUUGUUUGUUUGUUUGCUUUUCUUUGUUACUUUGAGAUUUUUCUUGGAGACCAGAAGCUGCUGGGUAGGAACUUUCUGCUACCUCCUCCACGUGUAGUUGACGGUGGGAGGACCCGCAUCAGCAGGGUGCCCUGAAAGCAGAGUGCCUGGGGUUUUGAGUCCUAGGACGGCUCAGUCUCGUGAGUCUGAGUCUCCCCUCACAGGGCGAGGCGUCCACUCCUGCUACUGUGAGGGAAGCGGAAGCUAGCUGUGCAUUACUCCUCACGGAUCUCAGUGUUGACAGUAAAGUUGUGUAGCUGGACUUUGGCUACUUUGUGGGUUCUUCUUUCUUCUGUCCUUCACCCUUUCUUCCCUUUCAAAUAGCAAUAGAUAGGAAAAAGAAAAAAAUAGAGGGGAAAGGGGGUGGUGUUAUGGUUAGACUACUUCCUGUUGAUAAGUGGUGUUGAGCUUCUUGGGGCAAGUUUGAUCCUCAAUGUCUGGAUAUCUAAUUUGUUCUUUGUGCACAACUACAUAACAAACAGCAACAACAAUCAACUCUUGGGGCUCUAGCAUUUACCCUCUUGAAAUUCCCAGAAUUCCAAAUAGUGCCCACUUGCAGAAACUCUCUGCAGCUAGCAAAAUCACGCCCCUGCUAGAGCACAAGACAAAUCAUAGCUACUGUGGACGAUCUGACGCAUCUCUGUAGCCCACACCUGAAGUUAAAACAAAAACAUUCCUGUAAUAUUUCUCUGUUUUUCAAAGAAACGAAAACUCCACUAUUGUCA